Molecule: messenger RNA, 1599 nt
Organism: Dichotomopilus funicola
Lineage: Eukaryota; Fungi; Ascomycota; Sordariomycetes; Sordariales; Chaetomiaceae
Product: peptidase M24, structural domain-containing protein
Exons: 4
Coding region: 1-1599 (532 amino acids)
Biological process (GO): proteolysis
Molecular function (GO): manganese ion binding; metalloaminopeptidase activity
Source: RefSeq, a predicted model, not a curated record
AUGCAGUCCGGGAAUGCGUUGGGGAAGGAAGGGAAGAAAUUUGUGUUUGAUCGGGCGUGGUUAGAGAAGGACUUGGGGAAGUAUCCUGCAAAACUUCAUGCACACAGGGUGGCCCACGAACUCGGGGUCAACCGCGGUAUCAUUUACCUCCCGGGCCAAGACAGCAAGUAUUACGACGACUCAGACAUGGGGCCCAGGUUCCGCCAGCGCAGACACUUCUACUACGUCUCUGGCGCCGACUUCCCCGGCUGCGUUGUGACCUACGACAUCGCGCGCGACCACCUGGUCCUCUGGAUCCCGCACGUGGAGCCUCGCACAGUGCUCUACUUCGGCCGGCUGCCUGGAAUCGAGGAAUGCAAAGCUGCCUCAGACCUGGAUGAUGUGCGGCCCAUUGAAGGGCUCGACAAAGCGCUCGCCGACCUGCUCAAGGACGGGGAUACACUGUACACGCUGCAUUCCGACCAGGUGCCUAAGGUGGCAGAGGGCGCACCGGUGUACGUCGAUACGUCGAGCCUGCUGCGGGCGGCGGACAAUGCGAGGGUGGUUAAGACGGAGUAUGAAGUCGAGGUCAUCCGGCGGGCAAACCAUAUCUCUAGCGAAGCCCACCGCGCCCUCCUCAGCCGCCUCUCAACCUUCACCAACGAGCGUGAGAUCGACGCCCAAUUCAUCGCCUCCUGCACCGCCCACGGCGCACCAACCCAGUCGUACCCACUCAUCGUCGCCAGCGGCAUCAACGCUAGUAUCCUCCACUACGAUGAGAACAAUCAAACCCUCACCGACGGCCGCCAGUUCCUCGUCAUCGACGGCGGCGCUGAGUUCCGCUGCUACGCCAGCGACAUCACCCGUACCCUGCCGCUAUACCCGUCCCCGUCUUCAUCCUCGUCCUCAUCCUCCCCCUUCCCAUCCCCCAAGGCAGAAGCCAUCUACCGACUAGUCGAGCGCAUGCAAGAGGAAUGCAUCGAGCGCGUGCGGCCGGGCGUCUUAUACGUGUCGCUGCACCGACACGCAGCCGAGGUAGCGGUCGACGGUCUGCUCAAGCUCGGCUUGCUGAAAGCCGAGUCAGCCGCGGAGGUUCUCGCGCAGGGGACCGUAGCCGCCUUCUUCCCCCACGGCCUGGGCCAUCACAUCGGGCUGGAGGUACACGACGUGGCCGGGGACGAGAGGCUGUAUAUGAGCGUAGCUGGGAGUAGCACGGCGCGUGGCGCGGGAAGAAGGGGAAGGGGCAAGCGCGAGUAUGUCCCGCCUACAGCGAUGGCCGCACUAUUCUCGGACCACGACGAUCCCACAGUGACGGCAACAACAACAACAACACCGGCAGCAGAUAAAAAACCCUACCAAGCCCUCCGCCCCAACAUGAUCCUCACGAUCGAGCCAGGGAUCUACUUCUGCCGGGAGUACAUCGAAGGCAACUUCCUCUCCAACCCGUCGCACGCGCGGUUCAUCGACCGCGACGUGCUUGACACGUACUGGGAUGUCGGCGGUGUGCGCAUUGAAGAUGACAUCUUGGUGACAAAGGACGGGUACGAGAAUUUGACGGCGGCGCCGAAGGGGGAUGCGAUGUUGGAGGAGAUUGCGAGGGGGCGGCGGGUGGGGGAGUAA